This is a messenger RNA of Mollisia scopiformis, 717 nucleotides long. RefSeq lists its product as uncharacterized. Lineage: Eukaryota; Fungi; Ascomycota; Leotiomycetes; Helotiales; Mollisiaceae. The record is from RefSeq and is a predicted model, not a curated record. Bases 1 to 717 code for a protein of 238 amino acids. The transcript is spliced from 3 exons.
AUGUGGAUGGACGGGGACUGUUUGUGGUUGUCUUCUGCGGGAUCUGUGGUGGUAGUGUGGUAUGGUAGUGUGGUAGUUCCGUAUGCCUGUGCCCGGCGGUGGAGUGAGGUCAGGUUCGUAGCUACUCCAGUCCAGCUAGCGAGUCGCGAACUAGUGCCACCAGAGAGGAGUCUCGCGUCGGCUCGCUUUGUGCCUCACUGGGAACUACGCCGCAAAAGACAGAUGAUCGGCCGUAAGGGCCGUAACACCAUGGACAGCAGCAGCAGCUCCAGCAGGAAAGCCCAGAAGAGAGGAGUGGAGCAGCCAAGGGGGAAAGAGGGAGAGCGAGAGGGGGCUAGUCAGAAGAGGAGAAGGGAGGGUGAAGGGAAGCGCAGGCGUGGGCAAGUCGCGACGUCGUGGUGCUGUACGGCGCGGCUGGAUUGGACGUUGAGACCUGCACGAGUAAUACUGUCCCAACCCGGUGGAGGACAAGGUGGAGGACAAGGUGGAGGACAAGGUGGAGGACAAGGUGGAGGACAAGGUGAAGGACAAGGUGAAGCGCAAAAUGCGGUCAAGAGCGCAAGCUCCGCCGAAGACGCCAGGGGCCGCGAUAAGCAGCUAAGGAGGUUCAGGGCCAGCCAGCCAGGCCAGGGUAGGGUAGGGAAGGGUAGGGUAUGUAGAGUAGGGGAGGCACGACGAGGGGGAUUCACGAGCAGUGACUUGAGUCUUGAGUCUUGA